AUGUUCAAGACUCUCCUGGUUUCUGGUCUGAUAGCCUCCGGGCUCGCCGCACCCGGUAUGAUAUUCAACUGUAACGACAACCUCCAAGAUAUCUGCAACAACAUGUGCUGGGGCGCUUACUGCACUAGACCAUCAUUCGGAGUAACACUGGACUAUGACCGCUAUGGUGGUACUGGGAAUCGUGACAGUGCUGUCGGAAGAGCCCGUCAAAGAUCGGCUGGCUGUCUUCCGAGGCCCAACCGUUGCAGUACGGCCGGUGGUAAUCCGCGUGCUGGCGAGAACUGCGACGAGUAUCCAUUCGCCAGUACCUCUGAUGCCGAUGCGGGUGGUCAAGUCACCAAGUGUGUCAUCAGUAGGCACAACAGCCGUCAAGGCCGUAUCAUCCAACAAUACUACACCGGCACAUGCAACAGCCAGCCCUGCCAGUUCAUCGUGGGCUUCGGCAAUCCGGCCGCAAAUGGAGUGCAAUACUGUCAAGCUUACAAUGAUCCUCAUGGUCAGUGUAUCAAUAACCAGACUGCGCGAAUCUACAAGAACGGCGCCCCAGAUGUGCGUCCAGCAACGAAGAAGCGCUCUGAGCUUGAGUCUAUCGCACAGGCUGCGCUCUUCCGAAUGGCUAGUGGCAUGGAAGUACUGUUGCCAAUCGACACUGUACUCAACAGCACUUGGGUCCACCCCACUCCUCGCAACAUGACUAUGAAAGCAUGGGUCGAGGAAAACGACGAGGACGAAGACCACAUUGCCUGGGACUUUGUCGAGGACUUUGUCGCUACUAGGCUUGACUAA
This is a messenger RNA of Alternaria incomplexa, 786 nucleotides long. RefSeq lists its product as uncharacterized. The transcript is spliced from 5 exons. The coding region runs from base 1 to 786 and encodes 261 amino acids. NCBI's taxonomy places the organism in Eukaryota, Fungi, Ascomycota, Dothideomycetes, Pleosporales, Pleosporaceae. The record is from RefSeq and is a predicted model, not a curated record.